Molecule: messenger RNA, 999 nt
Organism: Mirounga angustirostris (Northern elephant seal)
Lineage: Eukaryota; Metazoa; Chordata; Mammalia; Carnivora; Phocidae
Gene: ABHD12B
Product: abhydrolase domain containing 12B
Exons: 13
Coding region: 1-999 (332 amino acids)
Biological process (GO): phosphatidylserine catabolic process; monoacylglycerol catabolic process
Cellular component (GO): endoplasmic reticulum membrane
Molecular function (GO): phosphatidylcholine lysophospholipase A1 activity; monoacylglycerol lipase activity
Source: RefSeq, a predicted model, not a curated record
AUGCCAAGUUACCUAUCUUUUCCACAUUCCUGUUCAACACUCGGAAGAAAAAUUGCCUCUCUGUACAACAGCUUUACUAGUAAACCAUUAAAAGAACACAUUUUUCCUCCUCUGAUGAAUAUGCUAAUAUUUUUAAAUUUUUUCAAAGCACCAUUUCUUGUGGAUUUAAAGAAACCGGAGUUAAAGAUCCCUCACACGGUGAACUUGUAUAUCAGAGUUGAACCUGGGGUGAUUCUGGGAAUCUGGCACACGGUUCCCAGCUGCCGGGGGGAAGAUGCUAAGGAGAAGGACCAUGGCUGGUAUGAAGCAGCCCUUCAUGACGGCAACCCAAUUAUUGUUUAUCUUCACGGCAGCGCAGAACACAGGGCAGCUCCUCACAGACUUGAGCUAGUAAAGGUGCUGAGCGAUGGUGGCUUUCAUGUUCUGUCUGUGGACUACAGAGGGUACGGGGACUCCACGGGUGAGCCCACGGAGGAGGGGCUGACCACAGAUGCUGUUUGUGUCUAUGAGUGGACCAAGGCGAGAAGUGGCACCACGCCUGUGUGUCUCUGGGGCCACUCUCUGGGUACAGGAGUUGCAACAAAUGCUGCAAAAGCACUAGAAGAGAAAGGAUUCCCAGUUGACGCUAUUAUCCUGGAGUCUCCAUUUACCAACAUAUGGGUUGCAAGUAUUAAUUAUCCCUUGUUAAAGAUUUACCGGAAACUUCCAGCAUUUUUACGUGCGCUUAUGGAUGCCCUGAGAAAAGACAAAAUAGUCUUCCCUAAUGAUGAAAAUGUUAAAUUCCUGUCUUCUGCCCUUCUCAUCAUACACGGUGAGGACGACAGCACGGUGCCUUUGGAGUUUGGAAAAAAGCUCUAUGAAAUUGCACGCAAUGCGUAUAGGAACAAAGAGAGGGUCAAGAUGGUGACCUUUCCUCCUGGUUUCCAACACAACUUCCUCUGUAGAAGCCCUACACUAAUAAACACUGUGAGAGAUUUCCUGAGCGAGCAGUGGGCAUGA